Molecule: messenger RNA, 1362 nt
Organism: Enterobius vermicularis (human pinworm)
Lineage: Eukaryota; Metazoa; Nematoda; Chromadorea; Rhabditida; Oxyuridae
Source: the annotation of a GenBank genome assembly
AUGGACUUAAUCGACACAAGAGUGCACUCUUAUUCUUCAAUGAGGGUAACUUAUAGUGAGCAGUGCUGUGAACAUAGUAUAAUCAAACCGGCCUGUGUACCAAUAACUAUCCUUUCGUUAGUUGUGCUUACCAUUGUUUUCUAUCCGCUGUUAAAUGAGGAAAUUUUGGGCAAUACAAUACAACGAUUUGAACGUACCGGCGAAUGUACGGAUACAUGCAGUGUACAGAUUGUUGAAACAAUACCAACCAAUGUUUCAUUUGGUAAUUACACGGAAAACUUGUCAACUUAUGAUGCAUGGAAGCAGCUGUUAGAUGAAGCUGAAAGGAGCAUUGAUAUUACAGUUUUUUAUUGGAAUCUUAGGGACAGUAAUAACUAUUCAACUUCGUGGCAGUCAGUGAACGUCUAUCUCAAUCACAAAAUAUUUCAUUACUUGCAAACCACUGUUGGGAGAGAGGUAAACAAUUUAGGUAAGGCAUCAGUUCGAAGUUUGGAUUUCGUUCGACUUCUUGGUGGUGGAGUAUUACACACAAAAAUGUGGAUUGUUGAUGACAAGCAUAUCUAUGUGGGGUCUGCAAAUAUGGAUUGGAAAUCUUUGACCGAAGUAAAAGAAUUGGGUUAUUUGAUAAAAAAUUGCUCAUGUAUGGCUUCGGAUUUCUCAAAAAUAUUUACCGUGUACUGGAGACUUGGUGGCGAAGCAUCGAAAAUUCCUGUAAAAUGGCCCUUGAAUCUUCGGACAUAUUUCAAUUUUACACAUCCACUCAAAGUAUUUCUGAAUUCAAAGCCGGCUCAAACGUUUAUUUCGAGUUCGCCCGACAGUUUCAAUACAAAAAGUCGCGAGCAUGACGUGGAUGCUAUUACUGCUAUUCUGAAGAGUGCAAAAAUUUUUGCACAUAUAGCAGUGAUGGAUUAUUUGCCUACAACAGUUUAUUUUAACGGCCAUAAUAUGUAUUGGCCGAUAAUUGAUGAUGCUAUACGUACUGCUGUUUAUAAUGGAGUUUCAGUUCGCCUGCUGAUAAGUCAUUGGAAUCACUCUAGAGUAGAAAUUGUUCCAUAUCUGAAAUCUUUGAUAGCCAUCAAUGAUGCCUUUGUUCAUAAAAAGAAUUUCAGUGGUCGGGUUGAAGCGAAACUGUUUACCGUUCCAAGUGAUGCUGAACAAGCGAAACUGUCGUUUGCUCGAGUAAAUCAUAAUAAGUACAUGGUAACCGACCAGGUGGCUUAUGUUGGGACAUCUAAUUGGGUUGGAGAUUAUUUUAUAAAUACUGCCGGGGUUGGUGUUUCAUUCAUUGCACCAGACGUUGUUCAGAUGUUGAAUGAUGUUUUUACACGAGACUGGAAUUCAGAAUAUUCUAGCCCAGUGUAA